This is a messenger RNA of Juglans microcarpa x Juglans regia, 837 nucleotides long. RefSeq names its product 60S ribosomal protein L18a-like. Gene Ontology annotation, biological process: translation. Gene Ontology annotation, molecular function: structural constituent of ribosome. Gene Ontology annotation, cellular component: cytosolic large ribosomal subunit; ribosome. The coding region runs from base 143 to 679 and encodes 178 amino acids. The record is from RefSeq and is a predicted model, not a curated record. The transcript has 4 exons. NCBI's taxonomy places the organism in Eukaryota, Viridiplantae, Streptophyta, Magnoliopsida, Fagales, Juglandaceae.
ACAAAUUAGGGUUUUUCAUCUCUUAGUCCCGGCUCAUAUAUAUUGUCCAAAGAAAACCCUGCCUCUCCGCUUCUUCCACAGAGAGAGAGAGAGGGAGAGACCGAGCCAGAGGAGGUGCUUCGGAGAUCUCAGCUUGUCGGAAAUGGUUACUUUUAGGUUUCACCAGUAUCAAGUUGUUGGGAGGGCUCUGCCGACUGAAGCCGAUGAGCACCCAAAGAUCUACCGCAUGAAACUCUGGGCCACAAACGAAGUUCGCGCCAAGUCCAAGUUCUGGUAUUUUCUGAGGAAAUUGAAGAAGGUCAAGAAAAGCAAUGGGCAAAUGCUUGCGAUCAAUGAGAUCUUUGAAAAGAACCCUACCAAGAUCAAGAACUAUGGGAUUUGGUUGAGGUAUCAAAGCCGAACAGGUUAUCACAAUAUGUACAAGGAAUACCGUGACACCACCCUAAACGGGGCUGUGGAACAGAUGUACAAUGAGAUGGCUUCCAGACACAGAGUCAGGUUUCCUUGCAUCCAAAUUAUCAAGACAGCCACUGUGCCGGCGAAACUCUGCAAGAGGGAGAGUACCAAGCAAUUCCACAACUCUAAAAUCAAGUUCCCCUUGGUGUUUAAGAAGGUCAGGCCGCCAAGCAGGAAGCUGAAGACCACAUACAAGGCAAAAAGGCCUAACUUGUUUAUGUAGUUUGGUCAUUUGAGGAAUGAGCUCUGAAAGGGUUAGACUGGUGUCCCUUUCUGAAUCAUUUUGAUAGAAACCUUCCUGUGAUUGAUUGUUUCUUUUUGGGCAUCGUUUUAUUUUAGAAUCUUGACAAACUAAAAUAUUUGAAGUAUUUUUGAGUUUAC